Rotaria sp. Silwood2 is the source of this 565-nucleotide messenger RNA. The record is from the annotation of a GenBank genome assembly. NCBI's taxonomy places the organism in Eukaryota, Metazoa, Rotifera, Eurotatoria, Philodinida, Philodinidae.
AUGAUUGAUCCAAAUAAUCGAGAUAUUGUUCAUCAUGUAGUGUUGAUGGAAUGUAACCUCACAGUUGUGUUCGAUGACAACAAUUUACCAGAUGGUAUAUGUGAUGAAAUUAUUGAAAGCAUUUUGCCAUACGCUACAAAUGUGACCGCUGUAUGGACUGUUGGUGGUGAUGAAGAGCUUGGCUAUCUUACACUUGGUGCAAGUGUAAGUUAUUCCGCUAUUGCCAUUCCACCAGAAGCUGAUCGAUUUAUACUCGAUUCUUAUUGUCCAGCUGAAGCUACAGAAAAUUUUCCUGAACCAGUUAUAACAGUUCUUGCCGCAUUUCCGCAUACUCAUUUGCAAGACCUAAGUAUAUGGACAAAGUUAAUUCGAAAUAAAAAAGUGGUUGAAUCUCUGUUUAAUGCUGAAGCAUAUGAUUUCAAUUAUCAAUUUGAUAAUCAUUUACCAAAGCCAAUUCAAUUAUAUCCGGUAUAAGUUUUUUUUUCUAUUCUAUUCUCUUUUGUCUUCUAUCAUUAUAUUUUUGUAAGGGUGAUGAAUUGGCUACUCGAUGUGUUUAUAGUACAAC